Conger conger (European conger) is the source of this 2619-nucleotide messenger RNA. It is a transcript of the gene rassf6, whose product is annotated as Ras association domain family member 6. Gene Ontology annotation, biological process: signal transduction. Lineage: Eukaryota; Metazoa; Chordata; Actinopteri; Anguilliformes; Congridae. The record is from RefSeq and is a predicted model, not a curated record. The transcript is spliced from 11 exons. The coding region runs from base 222 to 1247 and encodes 341 amino acids.
AACUGGGGCAGGUAUAUCAUAUGAACCUUUCCUCUUCAAAUCCACCACUGCUGGUGCUUUCAUUUUUAUUUUCCAAAUGGAGAAUGUGAACUGAUGGCCCCCAGUCACUGUUCAAGGAAUAAUGUGAUCAUUACCUGCACACCUGGACCUUGUUCUGCAAUAUAUACACAACAUUAAGUGCGCAAUUGGUAAUUACCAUUUUAGUACGUCAAAAUUGUGCAAUGAAUUCAAGACAGUUGUCAUCUGUGGUCCAGAUCGGAGAGAGGAGAUCACUUUCCAGGGCUGAAGUCUUAUCGCUGCUCAGCACAUAUAACUGUUUUUUAAAAGAUAAGCCACAUCUGCACUUGAGUGUAAAUGAGGAAGGGGGUGAGGUGACGGCGGAGGGGUUCCUGGUGAUCUCCUGGGGUGUACGAAGACCCAUCCGUUUGAAAAUACAGGAUGAAAAGCAAGUGCUACCCUUCACAGGUCAAAGGUCACCAGACCCCAUCAGCCCUCUGGGAUGUAAGAGAGGGAUGACACGCUGGGGAGAAUAUGACGAUCUCCUGCUCAUCGAUGAAAUGGCAGAAAUGAAACUGGACACCCCAGCUGCACCCACAAACCACAAUACAGGGCGUAUAUAUGAGAGCAACACCAUGAGACCCCCAAAGAAGAUCUCUACGUUUGAAGAGGCCUCAAACCUGUUCCGCACCAUGAGCGAUGCUUCGCUGGUGAAGAAGAGGGUAAAAACCAGGACCGCAGUGGAGAGACAGCAGGCCAGACAACACCGCUUCUCCAUCAACGGCCACUUCUACAACUACAAGACCUCAAUCUUUACUCCUUCCUUCGGGACUCCCACCAAUGUCCGAAUUAACAGCACAAUGACAACCCAUGAAGUCCUAGAGCAGUUACUGCACAAAUUCAAGAUUGAGAAUGAUCCACAGGAGUUUGGCUUGUACUGCAUUCAUCAAAGUGGUGAGAGGAGGAAGCUGAGCGACUCAGACCGACCUCUAUGGGAGCGAGUUCUUCACGGACCGUCAGAAAGCAUAAUGAAGAUGUUUUUAAUGGACAGAGAUGAGCUGGAAGUCAGCAACGAUGUGGCACAGUAUCUGAACCUGGAGCUGCCUAUUCUGGAGGGAAUCCUCCUGAGAAUGAGAGACGAGGAGAACAGAGAGAUACAGAGAAUCAUUUCAAAGUACAAACAUCAGCACAGGCUCCUCUCACAGUUCCUGGGAUCCACGGUAAUGGAAAAAACAGAGACUGCUGUGUAGAAGAGGAGAGCCGGAGGAGAAUGAACGCUUGGGCUGGGUUUCGUCUGGCUCCCGUACGAAGUGGAAAAAACAGCACAGUGGGGCUAAUCGCCUUUGCAAUUACGUUCUGUAAUUACGUUUCUGUACAUAAUAAUAAUAAUAAUAAUAAUAAAUUCCUUGUUACAGUUCUGGGGAUGGUAAAAUGUGCAAUUAAUAUUUUUAUAUUGUGUAGUUUUUCCCUCAUACAAUUAUCGUAUUAUUGUUUCCUGUAAUGUAGAAUUUGUAUAAUGGCACGGGACUGUUUAGGCUACAUCAGGGCUGUCCAACCCUGUUCUUGGAUAUCUGCCGUCCUGGGGGUGUACUACGAAGGAAGAUUAACAUACCUAGGGUUUCUUUGUGUAACCCAGCUUCAAAAAAAUCUAACAACCGUAACCAAACAAUCGGGCUUAACCGGUACUACGAAGGUAGUUACCAAUUUAAGUGAAGACGGGCUUUGUUCACCAAGAGCUGUACGCGUUCCCGUAAAAGUGGCGGUGUGUUUACCUAGUUACCUAGGCUAUUGGAGCGCCACAUUUCUCACUGAAUAACUGAAUAUCAACGAAUAUAAUGGACGGAUACGAAGAAGUUGGUGCCACAUGAUGUGGAACGUGGAACACUCGUAGGCGAAUUGCAAAAAGUAACACUGAUUCCGCCAGUGCCAGGGACAAGGGUUGGCAAAAAAUGUCUAAGUGUAAAUUCGUUUGUUAUAAACUUAAUUAGGCUAUCGUACCAAACUUAACGAAUAAAUAUAAAAUCACAAAUUGUCCAACAGUUUAUUUCUGCUGCAGGACUUAGGCUAAACAUUCUAACUCCUAAACGCAACUUGAUCUUUAAUGAUCUUUAAGAUAUUUCAUGAUUAAGGGAAGUAGAUAGGCUAUUGGUACAGGGAUCAAGAAACGGGGAUUAUGCCGGCUGCUGUAUUCUCUCCAUUGAGAAUCGGGGUUAGAUUUUGGGUUACCUCGGUAACCCCGUAACCCUUUUUUCGUAGUUCACCCCUCCGUAGGUUUUUACUCCAACCAUAAACCAUAACAAAACACACCUUAUUCAACAGCUAGAGACGUCAUCGAGCUGCUAAUUAGUAGAGUCAGGUGUGCCAAACUAGGUUUGAAAUGAAAACAUACUGGUAUAUAUCCAAGAACAGGUUUGGGCAGCAGUCAGUCAUGUUUAUUCUUCGGAGACAUGAAUCUAUGUAAAUAUUUCAAUUUGAUUCUUAAGGAAGCCUGCUCAGAAAAUAUACACGGAAAAUGAAAAUGGCAUUUUCCAGCAAGUUCUUCUGUAAAAUGCUAUAACUGUUUGUUAGAUUGUGCAUGUUCUAUUAGUGCAUGUUCUAAUAAAACACACGAAAUAAGACCAA